Priapulus caudatus is the source of this 1848-nucleotide messenger RNA. RefSeq names its product putative ankyrin repeat protein RF_0381. The coding region runs from base 1 to 1554 and encodes 517 amino acids. Gene Ontology annotation, molecular function: protein binding. NCBI's taxonomy places the organism in Eukaryota, Metazoa, Priapulida, Priapulimorpha, Priapulimorphida, Priapulidae. The transcript is spliced from 3 exons. The record is from RefSeq and is a predicted model, not a curated record.
AUGACACCGCUGAUGAAGGCGGUGAUGACCUCCCUGUACUGCGCGGCUUACUCUGGCCAGCUGGACCUCGUGCGCCUGCUACUGGAGGCCGGCGCCGACCCCAACGUCACCGAGACGGAGAACGGGAAGACGCCGCUGAUGGAGGCGGCGUGGGAGGGCAAGGAGGCGGUGGUGCAGAUGCUGCUCUCACACGGCGCCGACGCCAACGCCGCGAACUCGUACGGAGAGACCUCCCUGCACCACGCGGCUCGCUCUGGCCAGCUGGACAUCGUGCGACUGCUACUGGAGGCCGGCGCAGACCCCAACGUCGCCGCGACGGAUAUCAGGGUGACGCCGCUGAUGUGGGCGGCGUGGGAGGGCGCGGAGGCGGUGGUGCGGAUGCUGCUCUCACACGGCGCCGACGCCAACGCCGCGAACUGUUGCGGACAGACCUCCCUGCGCCACGCGGCUCACUAUGGCCAGCUGGACACCAUGCUCCUGCUACUGGAGGCCGGUGCAGAUCCCAACGUCGCCGAGACGGAGAACGGGAAGACGCCGCUGAUGGAGGCGGCGCGGAAGGGCAAGGAGGCGGUGGUGCAGAUGCUGCUCUCACACGGCGCCGACGCCAACGCCGCGGACUCGUACGGAGAGACCUCCCUGCACCACGCGGCUCACUAUGGCCAGCUGCACAUCAUGCUCCUGCUACUGGAGGCCGGCGCAGAUCCCAACGUCGCCGAGACACAGAGCGGGAAGACGCCGCUGAUGAAGGUGAUGAGGGAGUGCGAGGAGGCGGCAGUGCAGAUGCUGCUAUCACACGGCGCCAACGCCAACGCCGCGGACUCGCACGGAGAGACCUCCCUGCACCACGCAGCUUACCUUGGCCAGCUGGACAUCGUGCGCCUGCUACUGGAGGCCGGCGCCGACCCCAACGUCGCCGAGACGGAAGAAAGGGGGAGUUUCACCGCGUUACACUACUCCUGUGAUCAACUUCAUACCGAGAUGAUUACUCUUCUCUUGAAACACGGAGCUGACCCGAACCUCGUCGAUUGUAACAAGAGGACGCCGCUCGCCAUAAUAGGCAGCCAGGCGGAGGUUAGAAGCAUCAGAAUGAAUGAGCGAGGAGUAGAGGCGGCAUCAGCUCUCCUACAGACGUGCGAGUCCGCCGGCGUACUUCUACAGGUUAACACGCGCGACAGCAAGGGCGACACCCCGCUGCACAGCUUCUGUAGGGUGAUGCUUGCAUGCAAAGGCGAUGUUUACGAGCGAGGGAGGGAGGGGUGCGUGCAGAUAGUGCACGCGCUGCUGUUCAACCACGGUGCACACGUCGACGUGGUAGACGCACAGGGACAGACGCCGUACGAACUCUGGCGCUGGAUUUACCCGACGCGUUUCCGCGGCAACGUGGAGUCGAGCGACGAGAUACAUGGCAGAAUGAGCGCGCAGUAUCAUUCGCUGAAGUGCCAUUGCGCGCGCGUUAUCGUCAGACACAGCGUUGCAUACGAGAACAGGCUGCCUCCGAGUCUCAUAGAAUUUGUCAGGGCACACGUUAGACCAAGGCAACGUAGGCGACACUAAGCGUGUUAACUGAGGAAACCCAUGUAGUAUCGGAGAUGCGAUAACCCAGAAGAUAUUAUUAAUACUUGGUAGAUCUAUGUUCUAAUUGUUGCACGUGUUGGCAGACGUUUCAUUGCAAUUUAAAAUCUAGUAUAUGUAGUAACACUAUUCAGUUUAUAUAGAAAUGUGUAGAUUAUCGGUAUGAUGCCUUGGUGAAUUGGCGCGAUUUAAUAACCACGAGUACAAAUGUUAAAAGUUUGCAAAUCAUUUUGCUCUGUAAAAAAACUCUAAAGGCUUAGUUGGGUUCUGAAUAUU